Molecule: messenger RNA, 609 nt
Organism: Arachis ipaensis
Lineage: Eukaryota; Viridiplantae; Streptophyta; Magnoliopsida; Fabales; Fabaceae
Source: RefSeq, a predicted model, not a curated record
AUGGCGGAGGACGCCGUCGUUGUGGCAACAGCAGCAAGGAGGGCGAGAGUAAAAUUGAGGGUGACUUCGGCGACGAUGAGAUGCAUGUUGAGGGACUGGGCAGUGGCGACACGGAUGACGCUUGUUGAAGUUGACGCGGACUGGGAAGAUAAUGUGAUGCUUGUGAGGAAGAGGAGCGGCGAGAUCUACCGGCGUGAACCGAACGAUGAAGAGCAGUGGCGGCAGCGAGGACCGAAUGACAAGCAGCAGUGGCAACGCAAUUUCCUUUCUAUUGCUGGGUUUUACCAGUGGUCUUGUUCCGAGAGAAAGAAUAUUGUUUCAAGAAAGACCACAUUUGUGAAGAGACAUCUUACUGGUGAAUUCGAGAAGAAAUAUGAACCAACCAUUGGUGUGGAGGUCCACCUAUUGGAUUUUUUCACAAACUGCGGGAAGAUUCGUUUAUAUUGCUGGGAUACUGCUGGCCAAGAGAAGUUUGGUGGUUUAAGAGAUGGAUAUUAUAUCCAUGGGCAAUGUGCGAUCAUAAUGUUUGAUGUCACUGCUCGAUUGACUUAUAAAAAUGUCCCUACUUGGCACCGUGAUCUUUGCCGAUAUUUAAAUGAACUUUGUUAA